AUGGCCAAGAUCAAGAAGAAGGGUGAGUCCGGAGCGGCCAAGAACUAUAUCACGCGUAAUCAGGCGCUGAAGAAGCUCCAGAUUACGCUGGCCGAGUUCCGCCGGCUUUGCAUUCUGAAGGGAAUCUUCCCCCGCCAGCCCCGUCAUAUCAAGCGUGCCAACAAGGGCUCGACGGCGCCGACGACCUUUUACUAUGCUAAGGACAUUGCGUACCUGCUUCACGAGCCGGUGCUGCAGGCCUUCCGUGACCACAAGUCCUUUGCCAAGAAGGUGAACCGCGCGAUCGCGCGCCGCGAGUGGUAUGCGGCCAAGAAUCUGGACGACAACCGCCCCAAGUACCGCUUGGAUCAUAUCAUCAAGGAACGCUACCCUACGUUUGUCGACUCGCUGCGUGACCUCGACGAUGCGCUCUCGAUGCUUUUCCUCUUUGCCAAUAUCCCCUCCUCGCGCAACAUUGCGCCAGAGAUCACGAGCCACUGUGCGCGCCUCUGCACGGAAUGGCAGCUGUACGUGAUGCGCACGCGCUGUCUGCGCAAGGUCUUUUUGAGCAUCAAGGGUAUCUACUUCCAGGCGGUCGUGCAUGGCCAGGAAGUGACGUGGCUUGUGCCUUAUAUGUUUACGCAGCAGAUCCCGACCGACGUCGACUUCCGUGUGAUGAUGACCUUCCUUGAGCUCUACCAGACGCUGAUGGGCUUUGUGCUGUUCAAGCUGUACACGGACGAGAACCUGGUCUAUCCCCCGAAGCUCGACGAGAACAAGGACAAUGAGGGCGCCGGUUUCGGCUCGCUCAUGCUUACGUCGGCGGACGCCGAUGUCUUCCUCGGUGAGGAGGGCGAGCGCCCGGUCAACGAGCAGGCCGAGGCUGCGGCGAGCAAUGCGCUAAUCCGCAAGGAUGGCAAGAAGCUGUCGGCCCGCGACGUGAAGCGCCAGAUUGCGCAGCUUUCGCGCACGGAUACCGACGAGGCCGAGGUCGAGGAGGCGGUGCCCGCGAUCGAUGCCGAGGCCGCGCCGGAUGCGGAGCAAGAAGAGGCAUUUGUUGCCCAGCCCUCCAAGAAUGCCGAGAACAACGGCGAUCAACUCACAACGCUCGGCGACCUCCAGGAGCACGCCGGCGACGAUGCUGCGCCUACGCUCUUUAGCCGCUACGUCUUUUACAUUUCGCGCGAAUGCCCCCGCACGGUGAUCGAGUUUAUCCUGCGCUCGUUUGGCGCGCUCCCCUCCAACAUUGGAUGGGACGCCGUGGCCGGUGCCGGGAGCCAAGUCGCUGAAGAUGACGAGCGGAUUACGCACCAUAUCAUUGACCGUCCUGCGGAGGACUCCAAGGCGUUCCAGCAUCCCGGCCGCCGCAUCUAUGUCCAACCGCAGUGGGUGGUCGACUGCUCGAACCGCCGCACGCUCCUCCCGACGGAGCCCUACCGCCCCGGCCAGGCGCUUCCGCCGCAUCUUAGUCCCUUUGUGGACGACCGCGAGGUGGCGCGCCGUGGUGGCUACGUCCCUACCGAGGCACAGGAGGCGCUUGGUAUGGAGGCUGAGGCUGUGGAUGAGGAUGAGGAUGAGGACGAGGACGAGGACGAGGAGGAGCAAGAGGCUGCUGCUGCCCAGGGCCGUCCUGCGCUCGAGGCGCUGCUGGCCCACCCGCUCGACGCGUCGAACUCUGGUCUUCUCGAGGCUGCUGAGCUCGAGGCCGAGGCUGCGGGCGGUGAAGAUGCGCUUGUUGAGCUGCGCACGCAAUACACGGCCGCUCGCAAGGCUGCGCUGAAGAAGCAGAAAGCGGCUUCUGCCUCUGCGCCCCUCUCCGAGGAGGCCGAGGCGCGCGACAUGGCAAAGACGCUGCUGUCGAACAAGCAGCGCAAGCUGUACAACCGCAUCGGCAGCUCUGCUUCCAAGGUGAGCGAGGACAAGAAGCGCCUCGAGACAAAGAAGAAGCUCCUGGCGAAGAAGAAGAAGGCGUCCCAGUAG
Malassezia japonica is the source of this 1959-nucleotide messenger RNA. It is a transcript of the gene NOP7, whose product is annotated as mRNA-binding ribosome synthesis protein nop7. Gene Ontology annotation, biological process: maturation of LSU-rRNA from tricistronic rRNA transcript (SSU-rRNA, 5.8S rRNA, LSU-rRNA); ribosome biogenesis. The record is from RefSeq and is a predicted model, not a curated record. NCBI's taxonomy places the organism in Eukaryota, Fungi, Basidiomycota, Malasseziomycetes, Malasseziales, Malasseziaceae. Gene Ontology annotation, molecular function: RNA binding. The coding region runs from base 1 to 1959 and encodes 652 amino acids. Gene Ontology annotation, cellular component: nucleolus; PeBoW complex. The transcript has a single exon.